Molecule: messenger RNA, 510 nt
Organism: Emiliania huxleyi CCMP1516
Lineage: Eukaryota; Haptophyta; Isochrysidales; Noelaerhabdaceae
Gene: CAM3
Product: calmodulin
Exons: 1
Coding region: 1-510 (169 amino acids)
Molecular function (GO): enzyme regulator activity; calcium ion binding
Source: RefSeq, a predicted model, not a curated record
AUGGGCGACGAGCAGCUGACCGAGGAGCAGAUCGCCGAGUUCAUUGAGGCCUUCUCGCUGUUCGACAAGGACGGCGACGGCACCAUCACCACCAAGGAGCUGGGCACCGUGAUGCGCUCGCUCGGCCAGAACCCGACCAAGGCGGAGCUGCAGGACAUGAUCAACGAGGUGGACACCGAGGGCAACGGCACCAUCGACUUCCCCGACUUUUGCACGCUCAUGGCGCGCAAGAUGAAGGACACCGACUCGGAGGAGGAGCUCAAGGAGGCGUUCCGCGUGUUCGAUAAGGACGGCAGCGGCUUCAUCUCCGCCGCUGAGCUGCGCCACAUCAUGACCAACCUCGCGGGCGCCGAGAAGCUGACCAACGAGCAGGUGGACGAGAUGCUGCGCGAGGCCGCCAUCGACGGCGACGGCCAGAUGAACUACGAGGAGUUUGUCAAGGUCAUGAUGGGGGAGGGGAUGAUGGCGCCGACCGCCAGGCCGCGAGAUGAUGUGUGCGUGGUCAUGUAG